CAAUAUUCAUCACCGGGUGAGAUAAACAGGAGUCAAGGUCACCUCGAGCAGAGCAUGUCAAAAACGCAUACGACCGGUCAUGACGAACGCUGACCAUGAACGAAGAAGCCAUGCUCUCUGUUUAUCGAUGUCCAGAUGAUAAGAUUUGUUCAUGAAACACCUCCGCAUGACUCGAGUUGAGGCGCACGCUGUGUGAUAUACUAUAAUAUUUGUUGCUGCCAUUCAUACAACUUAUCAAGCUAACGAACGGCACUGAACCGUGUCGCCAGCUACUACACGCUGAUGACGGAUGUACGUCUUCGUAACGUUGGGUUUUAACGUUGAUUGACACGCAUUGUUGAUGUUACUUGCCUUGAUAGUAAAUAGGCAACGACCUAAGCGGGUCAGACUAUAACGGUACUGGUAGGCCCUACAGUGGACAUUGCUGGAUUUGUACACACGGAGGGACACGGUAAAAGGUGUAUACAUGGGCACCGUAUACAUGUGUGUUUUACAGGUGAAGUCGGUUCGCACUGUUCAAACAAUACCCCGUGUGCAGGAAUAAGGGGUAUUUACACCUAACACUCUCUACAUAUAUCUGUGUGUAUUUCGUUGGAUUAGAGGUCUGACGUUCGCGUGUGUUGUCAUCGUAAUUCAGAAAUAGGACAUGACCAUAAUGUCCGAAUAUUUGGGACAUAAAUCCUUGUGACAGCCAGCCGUAGUAUGUAUACAAUAGUGAUGGUGUGGGGUAGGGUACAGAGUACCACUAAGGCGCCACGGACCUGGCAGCUGGCCCUAAUGAUGUUGCUGGUAGCCCUACACACCAUGGCACAAGGGUCCACAACUCUAGAGACGACAGAAACAGGAAACUCAACCACUUCGUCCUCACCUUCAUCAUCUACGUCUACCACAACAUUACCCCCAUCUACCACAACAUCACCCCCACCACCCACAGACACAUGGACAAUCCUUACCGAGGGAUAUUUAUUGUUUCACCCUGUCCCUGCCACAUUACAGGAUCCCAAACUCGAAUUAGAAUUAACUUUUAAGACUAAACAACCCCAUGGACUUCUUUUCUGUCACCUUGUGACACCGAAACUGUCACAGGAGAGGUAUUAUGGACGGAUUACAGAAGACCUGGAAGUAUACCAGUUCUGUGCCGAGUUAUUCCAGGGAGCCCUUCGUAUCGCUCAUAAACUCAACCAGUAUGAAGACAUUUUCACCAUAGGCAAAGAAUACCAUGAUGAUGAAUGGCAUGAGGUCAAAGUCUCCCUGGACACGUCGUCCGGUCAUGUAGAAGUGACCAUGGACGGAGAAGUCCAUAAUAAGCGUGUGCGGGCAUUCACAUGGAUUCGGCCCUCGGACCUCCUUGACUCGGAACUUGUGUCACCAGUUGUUCGAUACGGCAGUGGUGCCAGCCUGGACCAGUUUGUCGGUUGCCUACGGAACCCCAUGUUUGGUGGUAAGGAGGUGAGGCCUGGCGAAACACAUCGGGUGAAGGCUGGGUGUGUUGAUUUAUGUGUCACCAAAAACUACUGUGUUAAAGGCACCCACUGUAUAAACCAGUACACGGACAUGCUCUGCGACUGCUUCGGCUCCGACAAUGAAGGAAAAUAUUGCAACAUCACUAAGCCGACUGUGGUGACGCUGAGGGGCUAUGAGUGGAUCACUUAUCAACUUUACCAGAGACCGAAAGACAAGAUGUUGAUGGAUAAUACACGAAUCAGUCUGCAUUUCAAGUCUGACAGAGGGUCUGGCGUAUUGAUAUAUGCCGUGGGAGGUGCUCCGUACAACAGUCACUUAAUCGCCUCCGUUCAUGAAGGCACUGUGACGGUCUCCAUGGCGUUUGGUGAUGAUGUCAUACAGGAGAGGAUGGGGAUCGGUGUGGACGAUCAAAGGUGGCACAAUCUGACCAUUGUCCACAGCCCAGUGGAGGUCAAUUUCCUACUGGACGGUAUGUCACACAGACAUUCACUCGACCCAAAAAACUUCCACAUCAGCUUUGACCCUCAGAUCUACUUCGGAGGGGGAGAUAAUUUUGUUACAACACAAGGGCUGCAAGUGACGCAGAACUUUGUAGGGUGUCUAAAAAAUGUUUAUGUGAAUGAAAUAUCGGUCCUGCAUCGUCUUGUGGGAGGUGAUCCUCAGACCCAACUCAAAGGCGGAACCAUGCCACAACAGGGCUGUCGUAAGGUCCAAGACAUCCCAAUGACAUUCCCAAAGUCUGGCACGAUGUUACUGUUUGAUGGAUACGGCGGUCAGGACCUUACAGUAGAGUUAGAGUUUCGAACCGUAAGGCAGGAUGCUGUGCUUCUCUACUUCAAUCUGUUGUCACCGGGAAAUAUCGAUACAGGAAACUUAGAGGUAUGGGUGAGAGAUGGGCAGCCUCUUUUACAUUAUGUCUCGUCUCUUAGCAACGGAAGCCACACCAGAAAUACCACAGUGGCAAUGGUUGUCAAUAACAACAGGUGGCACAUGCUCCGUCUAGAGUUCAAGGCCGGAACGGCCAAGGUUCGUAUCGGGAGUCGAUCAGUUGUCCUAGAGGGCGUUGGGGAGCCUAUCUACGUCAGUGGUGCCAUCAUUGUGGGCUUUGUCCCGAAAGUCUAUACAGAAAACAUUGGAUUUGUUGGUUGUAUACGGAACCUAAAACUCCAGAAUGAGACUAUUGACCCAAUUAAGUUGAUGGACAAUCGUGACGUUGUGGACGGCGUGUUUCUAGAUGGCUGUGACCUAGUUGAUCAUUGUCGCUAUGGCCCACCGUGUCAGCAUGGUGGCCAGUGUUUGGCAGACUGGGACGGGAUAUCUUGUAACUGUGAAGCCACAUCUUACACUGGAAAAACUUGUCACUUUCCACGGUACAAGCAAACGUGCGAUGAAUACUACCAGGCUGGGUACACAGGAUCAGGGGUCUACUUGCUGGACGUAGAUGGUGAGGGACCGAUGGAACCCCAUCAUGCCCUGUGUCAAAUGGGCCACAUAACGCUUGACUCUCAAAGAGUCCUUGACCUCACUGGGGCAACUGUGGUAGAACACAACCUAGCACCGGGCACAACAAUACGAGACCCUGAACUGGGUGAACUCAAGAAAGUCUUAUCAUAUAGAGAGAUGAAUCAUGAGAUUCUCCUACAGUUGGCAAGGAUGUCUGCUGAAUGUAAGCAGUAUGUGGAGUACAGCUGUUACCGUGCUCCAAUCAGACUUGGAGACCUGACAUUCUUCAGAGCUGCUAGUGGACAGGCUGUGGAAUCCAUUGGUACAGAUACACCGGGACAGUGUGCUUGUUCCCAUGACAACCAGUGUCCAGCCAAUGGAUGCAUGUGUGAUAGAGCGAAAUCCUCAAUAGUAGUUGACAAGGGAGAUAACUUUGUCAAAGGACAGUUGCCCAUCACUGAGCUGACAAUCUUGAACAAAAGAGGUGGAUCUUCCCAGGGAACAGCCAACAUCACGUUAGGGCCCCUUAGGUGCUGGGGCAGUAAUGAUAACAAACUGGACCAUGCUGUAACGUUCACAGGCCAAAUGGGCCACCUUGUUCUCCCUCCGUGGAAGUCGUUUGAUCUGCGAUUCAGCUUCCGUACACACCAACCAAGUGCUCUCCUGUUACAUCAGAGUCCGCAGUUCAAUAAUUCUAACAUGUUCAGUAUUGAGAUGUUGUCAGCACGGACAAUGCGCUUUUUCUUCGUGAUAAAUGAUGUUGAAUUUGUAUCGGAUGUACAGACGGAAGAACCACUGAACACAGGCGCAUGGAAACAGAUUCGCGUGGAACGUAGUCAGCAAGACAUCCGCUGUAGUAUAGCUAAGAAACAACAAACCGUCACCAUCCCGGAGAUCUGGACGUCGGAUGAUCCCAUCUUCUCAGGACUCCUGUAUCUGGGAGGAUUACCAGGGGAGAUGUUUGAGGAGACCCCAGGACUUGUUGGUUGUGUACGCGGCAUGGUUUACAAUGGCAUUCAUCAUGAUCUCACUAGUGACACUGACCCCAGCUAUCCUGAAGUGAAGCCAGGCUGUACAGCCUCCUGCUGGACUAACCCUUGUCAGAAUGGAGCAAGUUGUGUGGAGGGCUGGGGAACCUACCAGUGCCUGUGUGCUAAUCCCUGGGCACACAUGGGCCACAGUUGUGAGAUCAAUAUAAAUAAAGACGCAGUUUCCUUCAACGGAUCGAUAACAUCAUUUCUGGAGAUAGAUAAUGGUGAUGACCUGUCCAUGUUAGAAUCCACCAUUAUUGUGAGCUUUAGGACCACAAGCCCUCGUGCUCUUCUCCUAUAUAUCUAUGACCAUCUCAACAACUUUGUCCAGCUGGAGGUGACAGGUCCGAGCCAGCUACGCCUUAGUUAUAACCACUUUGAUGUGAUCAAGGAAGGAAUUCUCAUUGUUGAUGGUGUUGCAGAUGGAACCUGGAAACAGGUAGUGAUCCAGUUCUUACAAGGCGGAGACCGAGGGGUGAAGCUGAUCCUAGAUGAUCACCAAACGAUUGUCCCCUUCCGUACCCUCAAACUCAGCCAGUACUCCAACCAACCCUUCAGUACUGGAGAGAUACGAGAGACUGUAUUUCCACUGAGAGAUGCAGAAUCGUCUCCCUUUGUUCGCAUGUUUGUUGGUGGGAGCUCCAGCCAAAGGACCAGUAUCCCUACCCUUAAUGGUUGUAUGAGGGGAUUAAAGAUCGGCGACAGAGUUAUCUCCCUUCAGGAAGUAGCUAGGCAUACUGCUGGUGUUGAGGGGGCCUGUCACAGUGGCUGUAUGAACCUCCCAUGUCACAAUGGCGGCUACUGCUGGGAGAAAUGGGGACUCAGCGAAUAUGAGUGUGAUUGUACGAACACAGCUUAUGCCGGCAAGCAGUGUGAAAUAGAGGCAUCUGGUACAUUUGACGGUCAGUCUGUGGUGGAAUACAUGUUCAUACCCAAUGGUCAAGCACAACGGACGUCCACUGAGAAGGUGUCACUUGUGUUCCAAACUAAUACAACUGGAAAUCAACCCAUGGUUCUUGUUGUUGUCAUCAGCUCAAGCCAUACCGACCAUGACUUUGUCACUCUCUGGAUGAAACCUGAUGGAGGUGUUCAUGUGACCACGAGUCAAGGCGGAGUUCAUCACGGACUGAGUUUGGAUGGAAAGUUUGCAGAUGGCCAACCUCACACACUGAUAUACCAACACUCGAACUCCGAAAUGUCACUAAAGGUAAGUAACAUUGAAAUGUGUCUCCGUCUUGUCAUCAUCUGGUCUCCCAUCAGGCGUCACAGAGAAGCAGACGUCAGUCAGGAGGCUGCAUACAGUGGCAGACGUCAACUGCAUGCUGUUCAGAGUUUCGCCAGAAGUAUUUUGAGUAAAAAUUAUGGAAUCAACCAUACCGACCAUGACUUUGUCACUCUCUGGAUGAAACCUGAUGGAGGUGUUCAUGUGACCACGAGUCAAGGCGGAGUUCAUCACGGACUGAGUUUGGAUGGAAAGUUUGCAGAUGGCCAACCUCACACACUGAUAUACCAACACUCGAACUCCGAAAUGUCACUAAAGGUACUCGGGACAUCAAAUGUUGAUGUGGAGGCAAUGGAGACUGUUCCAGUCUCUAACAAUCCUCUCCAGAACCUCGACACGGUUUUAGUCGGAGGAUUUACCCAUACCAGUGUAUACGACAAUUUCAGUCAUCGUAACAAGUAUCGCAACUUUACAGGCUGUUUGUCAGUGGUAAGGUUUGAACCUGUGGCCAGGAUGUACCGGUACUUACAACAGCCCCUAAAAGCCCUCCGUGACAAUGCCAGCAGUUCCAUAGUCGUUCACGGCAACAAGGUGGGUCCCUGUUCAUCGCCCAUUGCCAUUGACCUGCAACAUGACUCAACUACCACAACUACCCACCAAACAACAGCCAAUAGUGCCAUGCAGAAGCUAAUGAUGCCACCAUGGAAUCCUGGGCCAGCAGAGACAAUUUUCCUGAACCCACCCAAACCCAAGACGUCCAGUAGUACUCCUGCCCCUACAACCCCAGUUACCAUAUCUACAACUAUGGCAACAACACCACAGGCCAACCUUACUCGCCCCAGACCAGUCCUCGAGUCAAGAUUCAUGAACGACGAGACCAUCGUAAUCCUGAUGUGUGUCAUUGUGUUUAUCCUGCUCAUCACUGUCAUCAUCACCCUCAUCCUGUGGCGCUUCAAGAAAAAGAAAGGCUACCGUUUCAAACAGAAGGAAGACUACGAGAUGAAACAGCCUCUGAACCACACAUCUGGCUCUAGUCCGCCGGUCAGUCCUGCGGCAAGUGCUCCGGUCAGUCCCGCACUCAAGGACCAUCUAGCUAGACUGGACGAGUUCUCCAUGGUGUCCGCAACAUUGGGACCAUCCAUACGACGACAUGAGAAUGGAAUUCGACCUGGAUUGGAGCCGUUGCUAAGUCAGGAAGACGAUCAACCAGAAUAUACUAUGCAAACAUUUUUCAACAAAAAGAAAAAUCGGCCAGCAUCUUCUAUAUCUGAAGUGUUAGAAGAAAUGGAAAGACAGCGUAGAAAUAGAGACCCUGACACAGGACGUGGAGUAGGAGCCAGUCCUCAAGAGGAGGGGCCAGCUGACUGGGAGGUACCUGGUGAUCAGCCUGUCAAACAGUUUGGAGAAGAGAAAACAAAAGGAAGACAUACAGGAAGUGAACCCCUUCUGAUGGAACAGCCAAUCAUGCAUCACACAAUAGACAGCGGAUACGAGGCGGAAUCACGGCCUGAAACAAAUACACCCUCACCCCCUUCCCCUCAAAAGUCCUAUUUAGACGAGUCCAUCACUUCCCCACCUUCACCUAAAUCAUACCUGUACGAGCUGGCUGGCUUUAACGGCAGUGAAGCUCCGAACUGUGCCUCCACGCCACGUAAAAAUUCCACAGACAGUCCGGAGGUCAUCACGUAAAUCCACGCUUAUGGCCGCACCACGUAAUGAAUUCCUGUAAAAUGGCCACAAAGUGUUCCAGUGGCACAUAUUCCAAAGAUGUGUAUAUUGUUGACAAUUGAAAUAUUUUUAUCAAAGGACAAUACAAUAUUAAUUGAAAUAAACUAAAAAUGUUAAAUUAUUGACAUAUUUAAUAUUUUACAAUUAUGAAAAAAAAAAUAUAUACACAUUAUAUGGAUGAUGAGUAAUUUAUUGAAUAUGUAUCUUGUAACAUGUGUGCAACCAUUUCCUAAGCAUUAUUUAUCUGUAAACACAUUAUAAAACAUUUAUUUGUGCAAUACAUGCAUUCCACAGAUGUUGUGGCUGAAGAAUAUGAUCUGUUUAUAUUCGUGUGAAUUGUUCUGGCAUCUAUUGACUUUUUAUAUUGGUCAUGCAUCAAUUAAUCGAUGUUCAUAAAGCAACAGAAUAAUUUGGACUCUGUUUAUUUGUGUAAUGAUGAAUUGUUUUACAUGUCGCCAGAUAUCUAUUUGUUUAUUUGAUUGAAACAGUUUAUAUCAUUUGGUACUUUCACAGGGACUUGGUACAAAUUUUUAACCCAGUGUCCAUAUAAAUAUAUAUAUUAAAACACAAGUAAAUAAUGCAUAUAUUUACUGUGGGUUAAAAAUGCAUAACAGGUCCCUGUGGUUUCCUUUAAAAUGGAUUUGUUUCCAAGCUUUUGUAAAUAAAUCUAGAAGUUUUUGAAUUUUUUCAGAAACUCAAGAAUGAAAGUGUUCACUUUAAAAGUCACAUUUGUGCAUUUAUGAGUUGUAUCAAAAACUGUUUUAGGUAAUGGUCACAAAACAGAUGUGAAUUGUCUAUAUUAUAAUACUGUGGUUGCCCAAGUCAAACUUUGUUUUCUUGCAUUAAUGUGCAACCAUGCCUUGUAAACAUUCUCAAGUAAACACUUACAAGUACAUGUAUGUACAUUUUUGUUUGUAAUAUACAAUGUAUAUAGAUAUUCGCUGGGUAUAUAUUUUUGCAUUAUAUUUGAUGGCUGCGAGUAUAUCAAGAUUGAAUUCAUUGCUAAUAUAAUACAAACUAAAACAUUAACAACUGAGUAUAGCUUUCCACAAAAAAAA
Pecten maximus is the source of this 7946-nucleotide messenger RNA. RefSeq lists its product as uncharacterized. The record is from RefSeq and is a predicted model, not a curated record. Lineage: Eukaryota; Metazoa; Mollusca; Bivalvia; Pectinida; Pectinidae. Bases 703 to 6849 code for a protein of 2048 amino acids. The transcript is spliced from 38 exons. Gene Ontology annotation, molecular function: calcium ion binding.